UAGCCAGCGACUGUGGCGGUGGUAGGUUGGGUUCGAAGUGUGGGACCGCACUAUUUUAUUAACUGAAUGUUUUGAACUGAUUUGAUUAUAGUGAUAAUUAAUGAAUUCUACAAAAGUCUUGCCAAGAUGAAUCUCAUCUCCGGUGGCGUGAGAGCGAGAGAAUGGCGUCAUUUGCAAAAGCUAUCCGCCUUCAUAGUAAUUCUGCUAACGACCAGCGUUUCUUCUACGGAUUGGAGAGGAAUUUCGAAUACGGAGCUUCAAAGAAGGAGUCUGAAAUUAGGCACAAACCAGCCUAAUUUCGUGCAGCAGUCAUCCACCAGCUGGGGUACGAAAGCGGGUAAUGACGAUGAUCUGAAGCAAGAAGAAUCUAUUAAUCAUCCAGGACACAUUCGCUUAGGUGCAGGAGUCGAAGAAGAUUCUCCUCUGAAGCGAGGUAUAUCUAAAUCUUUCAAGCCACCUUAUGAUGGUCCUGCACGUGAUGUACCUGCGACCACUAGAAGUCCGUAUGUUUUGAAAGUAAUUUAUGAAAAUGACAAUAAAUAUGGAGGCUUUCUUGACUUGAGAAGCGCUGAAAUACAAGCUAAAGAGAAAGCACUCACUACCGAACCUGUUCCACAAACGUUGAACGGAGAGGCAGCAAGUCAGGUUUCGAGCCUGUCCUCAUCUACAUUGUCCAGCGACCCUAAACCUUCUGUCCACCAACUUGAAAGUGUUGGAUUCUUUUCAAUCUCUCCCACAGUUCCUGUUUAUCCUCAAAAUUCUUCAAAUGUAGUUGUUGCAAAUAGUCCAACAUUUUAUGAAAAAAUCACAACUCACACAAAUCUCCCUGAAACAACGUACCAUCCUCACAUACCGUACCAAAUUGAGAAUAGCAAGACUAACGAUAACUUCAAGCCUUCUAAUAUUGACAUGUUUCGACAAUCGAUUCAAGCUACAACUGAGACGAUCUUUACCACGUCUGCACCUCAGAACAAUGAGGGACUGCCCACUGGAAUUCAUAAAAAGAUCGCAACGAAAAUUUCUCCUCUCGCAAGCAUUGCAGCUGACGCUUCUACAACCACCGCCGAGGGGCUGCCCUUUCUGGUAAGCGAUGCCAACGCCAUAAAGGGCGGUGUAAAAGUAAUCAACUUGGGAAGGCUGGACACAAACGCAGAUCCUAAGUCAAAAGCUAUCCUAGAACAAAUGAAGAAUUUUUUUGGAAGUCGCUUCCAAGAGAAUGUAAACCGUCCAGCAUCUGUAUUAAUUUUUCAAAAUAACAAAGAAUCACUUCAUCAAGGACAUCAGCUCACCUCGCAAAACCACCCUACUGGAGGAAAAUUCGAUAUUGGACGUCUUUCAAAUCUUCAGCUACCAUCCCUCCAUGAUUUGUUCAAUUCGAGUCAAGCGCCAAUAGACUCGUUUAAGUUCACUGGAACGAAUGAUCCAUCAUCUGCUCUCGCUGAAUCUGUUGGAAACUCAUUGUACGUGUCAUCAGCUAACCCGUCAUUUAUUGGCAUGAAAAUCAAUCACGUGAGUAGCACAGAUAACAGCCAAGUCAGUCAAGCGAGUGGCAAAGACAUUAGUGAAGCCAGUGUUAAAGAUACCAGUCAGGCGAGUGGUAAAGCUAUCAGUCUAACAAGUGGCAAAGAUAUUGGUCUAGCUAAUAGCAAAGACAUCACUCACGCGAACGGCAAAGAUUUGAGCCAAUUCAAUCUGGCGAGUGGAAUAUCGGACAUCAGUCGAGUCAAUACUGGCAAAAGUGGCACUAUCAACGGCAUAGGAAUCAUGGGAUCGCCGGUGCACGCUAAAUACCUCAACAAGCUCAUUCCUGUCACCGCAUUCAUCGAUUCAAACGCAGCACCUUUGCCUGGCGUUCAUUUUGUGCUGAACCCGUGGGUGUACAAGUUCCCUCCGUGGUUCGAGCCUCACAACCCUACACCUCCUGGAUAUGUUUCUAACAGCACUAACGAAUUACCCGGAGACAUCAUUCUAGACCUAGAAGACUUGCAAGCUCCAUCCGACGACGGCCAGUUGGUAAAUGUACGAGUUCCGAGCUUCACGCAGUUCAAGGAUGAGGUUAUCAAAACCAUUCUUGAAUCCAAAUUCAGGAAUGAAAACCGAAAGGGAAAGGCAGUUGAACACAACGACAAUGGACAGAUGAAUAAUAAUAUGUUGAAGGAUGAAACGGCUAGUGGCACGCAUCCAGGAAAAGUGGUAAGUGGAGUGAGGGAUAUCGAACUGGAUGUUGAUAUAGCAGAAAUUGAACACAGUAUUGAUCAUGACUUGGGCAGCGAUGAUGAUCUUUAUACCAAUUCUGCUGAGAUUGACAGUGGACGACAGUAUACCUCGUCCGGUAGCUCCAGGCCCAGCGAUGGCGUGACGAAUCAUUUUGGGAAUCCGCCGAGUCAUGGAUUUGAUCACCAGCAAUCAGUCGGAGGCAGUGACGCAUUUCACGAUGAUGAGGGACAUCAUGGUGUUCAUGGUAGCGGACCAUCAAAGAAAUAUCACGAAACCCAUUCGUUUGACGGUAGCAAAGUACCGCCUCCUCAUGACGAUAUUCGUACUUAUAAACCCUCAUUAACGAACAAUGAUUAUACAAGCAGUAAGCCUCCUGAUAUUCAAGAGUUCGAAGAACCCGACGAAGGCAGCGAUGAAAACAUUUUCAACAAGAACUUAGAGUCAGAUCAUCAUUUCCAUGACGGAAAAGAUGAAUUCAACACUGAUGCAGAUAGGCCCUUUGGUCAUGAUGACAUCGAACUGUAUAAUGAUGGCUAUUCGCCCUCACCGGUUUACGGUACUCCUCAUUUCCAUUUCCCAAAUUCACACAGUGGAGCUUUCUCAGGGCAAAUUUCCAAUUCGGCUGGGAGUGAAUUUAGUUCAGAAGACGUAUCCGAUUAUAAUCACAGUGGAGAGAUUAAUUUAAGCAGUGGAAUCACAAAUUCCGGAAAUGAGAUUUCAGGAGUACCAAGCUUCCCCACUAGACCCGAGCACACGCAAGCUGCUGGACUUGGACACGCUGCUUACGAUCCGUCAGAUGCAUCCUCUAAUUUUGGCUCUGACACCACUAAUGAUCAAGCAGGAAAAUUAAAGUCAAGUGCCGGGGAUUACAGCUUUGACAACGUGCAUGGUGGUUACCCUUAUGGUGUUCAUGACAGUGAAUCUGAUAUUGGUUCUGAUUCACAUGGAAGCAAUUUUGAAUCAGGAGUUAUAGGUACAAAUUAUGACUCAAGCGCACCAAAUGAUUUCGAUCAUCACAACCAAGAUGAGUCUGAAACAGAACUUGACACUCAUAAUCACUUUGGACCAGAUGGUUCUGUGGGCCACCAUCAGCUUAGUUCACUGGAUCAUUAUAGUUCGUCCGAUGGGAACGCUUAUCAAAAUGAUCGCCCUCACCAUUACUCGGAGGUACAAAGCGGCCACGGUGGCAACCCUGGACAUUCAACAGGGAAAAUUAUCUUUAGAGAUAAUGCUGAAGUCAAUUAUGGAAACAGACCUGACCAUGAAGGGGGACAACUUAGACCUUUUUCAGGGCACUCUGCCCCAAAUUACAAACCUUUCCGACCCUCUCCUCCCGAUCCAACCAGCAUUGCGGAUACUUCGUCGCUGCAGAGGCCUCUUCAAUACCAACAUAUACGAUCCAAAGUCCCCAAACAAUACUUUCAGCAGCCGCAUGGCUAUGCGUACGGAGAUAAAUACUCGUCGGUGUUUGUGUCGAAACCCAAAUACCUGAAGUCGCUGUAUGGGCCUCCUAGUAAACAAAAAUACAAUCGCAAUCACGGCAAUAAACCCUUUAGGCCUCAUCCUAUUCUUGGUAUGAAUUAUAUACUGACGCCUCACAAGUAUUACUACGACAGCCAUCGUUCCACACCAAUUAUGUCAUCAGGUCAGGCAGUAACCUACUGGGUUCCCAGUAAACAGAAUUUCUACCGUUCUUCGUCCACGAAACGACAUGACUUGGAAGACAGUGGCAGCCGCCUGUCAGAAAAAAACCUUGUUGUUGGCUUGCAUCCUGCAAUUCAGGAGAUUGUCAACCCGAGCUCCCGUUUGGCACCCCCUGCAAAGAAUGCCGCUGGUAGGAAUUUUGGAACACCUCGUUUAUCAGAAGGCCUUGACUUACUUCCAUACCUGAAUUCUUUACACGCUUCUCGUAGAAGGAAGGAUAAACUAAAUAUUUCUGUGCCUGUUAGUUACACAAAUAAUCCGCUACGAAAUGUUUCCGUUACCCCAAGCGAACCUUCCAACCACGAUUUGUUGGAACAAUCUAAUUCAGUAAAAAGGAAUACAAAAAAACAUUCCAUAGAAAAUGGUAUUCGAGUCGAUAUAAUUUAUGGAUCUCGGAAACCUAUCCCGGCUUUGUAUAAAGAUUUAUCAAGUGAAAUCCCGAUCCCUCCGCAUCUUCUCAAUAGUAAAUAUCCUCACGUAGUGGUGAAAAAUUCUAAAAUAAGUAAUGGAACAGAAUCUUUUCCGCGGCCCUUGCUUCUUGCGAGCUCUGCGAUCCUUGGACGUUUGAAACAAAGGGUCACAGAAUUGAGAAAAUAUUCGCCGUCACAAACAAGCCAAUGGCAUUGGCCAGGAGAAGCUCAAACUCACAAGUGAACCUUGUUACAAAAAUUUGAAUUUCCUAAUACCUAAAAAUUUGAUGUUUCACGUAAGAUGUACAUUAAAACAUAAACAGAAGAUACAAAUAUUUAGCAAAUUAAUAGGUUUGUCAUAAGUGGAAAUUAUUGCGAUUUAAUUUUUCUUUGAACAUCAAAUAAAAUUAAAGUUAAGUUUUUUAUUAAAGUUGUUGAAGAAAAUGGAAUUAUUCCACGUCCACGGAGUUAAAAAAAUGAAAAUCGACGUAGAAGUUGAAAAGCUUCAGUAUAUUACAGGGUCCUGAAGAUCGUUGUAAGUAUUUUUUUCUAAAGAUCUGUUGACAUUUUUUAAUUAAGGUUGCCAAUUUAAUUGUAGAUUACAUUCUGCAUUUGGUACGCUAAUGCAAGAUGAACCCUCCAUCACCCAUUUUUUAUACAUUAUAAAGUCAUCCGUCGUCCUCUGUGAUCGAUAUGCUCUGCCGCUACUAUAUACUGAUGAAAAUUACGAGGACUAAGAAUUCUAUCUAAUAUUUAAUAAUACUCCCACAUCCAAAAAUGUGAAAUCCCGCCUCUGAAAUCAUUAAAAUGUGAAAUCCCCCCCUUCCCCUCUGAAAUAAUGAAGAUGGUUCUAGGUAAUUGAUUCUCAUAUAAUAAAACCAGGUCCAGUUAGCAAUCGUUGUUAUUUAUUCUUUGUUUUUGUUUGCUUCUAAAUACACAGCAUUUAU
This is a messenger RNA of Hyalella azteca, 5278 nucleotides long. RefSeq lists its product as uncharacterized. Bases 127 to 4575 code for a protein of 1482 amino acids. The transcript has 4 exons. The record is from RefSeq and is a predicted model, not a curated record. NCBI's taxonomy places the organism in Eukaryota, Metazoa, Arthropoda, Malacostraca, Amphipoda, Hyalellidae.